Molecule: messenger RNA, 474 nt
Organism: Knipowitschia caucasica
Lineage: Eukaryota; Metazoa; Chordata; Actinopteri; Gobiiformes; Gobiidae
Source: the annotation of a GenBank genome assembly
AUGACGCUGAUGUUUCGUAACCCCUGCUGGCCUGGUGACGUGUUCAUCAUGCACUUUGGCUCUGGAGACAACAAGUCAACACAUCCCAAGUCCUAUAAAAUCAGCCCUCUCCGCGGUGGCUCUGCGUCUGUCUCUGCUGCACAGGACACCAACUUUACCAUCAUGAACAAGCUUCUGGUUAUCACUGUGCUCGCUGCCCUGCUGGCAAUCAAUGUGGAGGGCUUCCGUGUGUCCAGGCAGGCGGCGGAGGAGGCUGAGCAGGAGGAGCAGGGCACUCUCUCAAAGAUGACCAACGCAUUCAGGGGUUACUACGAGAAGUCAAUCAACACAGCCAGCGGAUAUCUGGAAAACGUCAAAGGCCUCAAGCUGGAGGAGAAGGCAAAGAACUUCUAUGACGAGAGCACUAAAGUUAUGAGCACAUACGCUGGAAUCGUGCAAGACCAGAUUUACCACAUCUUCACUCAACAGCAGUAA